AUGGCCGACCCGACGGAUACGAAGAGCGCACCCCUCGCGCUGCCCGCGCCGACCCCCGCUGAGGAGGAGCCGGAGGUUCCGGAGGUGCAGCAGCCGGUCGUGAACGGCGGGCAGACGUUCAGGUUCGACAAGCUCGGGCCCGUGGUCGUCAACUCGGACGGGACGCUCUCUCGCAUCGCGAACUGGGAGAGCCUGACGGCGCGCGAGAGGGAGACGACGGUGCGGGUGCUGCUGGCUCGGAACAGGGUGCGUCUCGCUGAGCAGGCGAAGAAAGAGGGGCAGGCUGAGGGCGAGGAGGCACUGUCGAUGUCCACGGAUGGGUGA
Epithele typhae is the source of this 324-nucleotide messenger RNA. RefSeq lists its product as uncharacterized. NCBI's taxonomy places the organism in Eukaryota, Fungi, Basidiomycota, Agaricomycetes, Polyporales, Epitheliaceae. The record is from RefSeq and is a predicted model, not a curated record. The coding region runs from base 1 to 324 and encodes 107 amino acids. The transcript has 3 exons.